CACGCGCUCAUUUAUGGUGCGGGCAGGCCAAUUCAGUCGUUGCUCCCCACGCGCAGGAUUGACGUCUUUCAAGAGCAGCCAGACAGCUUCCGGGUGACUUGAGAGCAUUUCCUCUCGUCACAAGCUUCCGCCGGGCCAGCCGCGUCUCCGCAUGACGUUGCCCAGUUGUGCAGGGCUCGAGCUCCGACAUUUGGUUUCAGCAGCACCCCAACCCCGAUGCUGGCACGCGACACUCGCUGUAACCUGACCUCUCUCUGCAUAUAGCCGUCAUGUCUGGCCGCCCUAGAAACCUGCAUCCAUCCCGGUCCUUCUCCCGCCUCGACGCAGCGCCUAAGAGCCCGCUGUCUCGCAGUCGUGCGAGCACGCUACAAGGCCCGCAUGUGACAGAUAUGUUAGACCCACUCAAGAACAACGCAGUGCCCGAGGAGGACGAGAAUCUCGAUGGCGAUGUCUUCGUAAAGAAAGAAAACGAGGAAGAGCAAGAUCCGCCCGCACAACCAGCUCCAGACGUCUUCGAGGAGCUACCCAUCGAGAUACGGAGCCUGACCGAGAGGUUUCUCGAGUCCCUGUCUGCCAAGGUCCACCCGAGCCCCCCUACCGCCGACAGUCUCUCAGACCUUUUCCAGGACUUCUACCAGCGUGCCUCGGCCAAAAUCAACACGCACAUAGCAACUCUUUCAGCACGCCUGACAAGCGAGACGUUCAUAUCGCAGGCGAACAAAGGCUCAGCCCCAUCAAGCAGGGCGGGUUCGAUAAGAAAGGGCAGCGACUCUAAUGCAGAACAGCAGAUGCUUAGUGCGUCUGAGAUGUCAGACAGGAAGAAGGCCAGGAAAUUGCUGGAAGCUAAGAGAGCGUCUCUGGAAGAGGCUGUUGAGCGAGCUGUUUGUGAGAAGGUGUAUGAUAGGAUAUGGCGACACAGAAGUACAGACGAUGAGGAGAGGGACCACAAGCUCAGGUCGCGAACUGCGGCGUUGACUCUAGUUGGCAUUGGAUUGAAGGAGCUCCUGAUGACUGGUGAGGAGAUGACCGAGGAAGAACGGAACAAAGCCAAAGAGAAGGAGCCUGAGAUUAGAGAGUUCCUGUCCGCUGCUCGGCAAGACAUCAUGAAGAUGAACCACGAGAAGUACCCGCUUGGUAAAGUGCUACAUCUUACAGCAGCGCACAAGUCGAUCGUCGAUGCUCUAUCGAAGAUCUUCCCAGCAACUUCGUCCGCCGACGAGAUCCUGCCGACUCUCAUCUACGCCCUGAUCACCCUACCGCCAGUGUAUGUCAACGUCAUCAGCGAUCUGAAGUUCAUCCAGAGGUUCCGCGGCUCGAGUCGUAUGGACGGCGAAACGGCCUACUGUCUGGUCAAUCUGGAAGCAGCCAUCUCUUUCUUAGAGACCGUGGACCUGUCAUCGCUGCGCGCUGAGGAAGGAAACACAUUAGAGAGGACAAAUUCGCGGCCAUCGACGCCAAAGACAGAAGUUACGCCCAUGCUGCUAGGGCUAUCUGAUGCCCCGGACUUAGUACAGACACCAGCAACACCAACUUCGAGAACGAACUACAAUGAGCCUGCAAGCCCGGCAACAACAAAGAUUCAGCGCCGACUUAGUAAUCUGGUGCAGGCUCAGACGAACCGGAUUGAAUCAGCUUCAGAUGCUGUUCGUGAGUCGAUUCUUGACUCUGCUGACCAGGCAAUGGGCAGGAUCAACAACACACUUGAUACCAGUUUCAAGUUCUUCUUUGGCGGGUUACGAGAGCGGGACCCGAACAACGCAGCAGUCGAACAGCCUGCGUUACCAAAAACUUUGGAGGAAGUGCGAGAACUUGUCAGCUCCCCAACACGCGGCCUACACGUUGACGAUGACGACCGAAGUGUCAGCGCAGCAAGUGAAGAUGAUCGCCAGGAACCGCCGCCCAAACAGGACCUCAACGCCCGGAUGAGUGACUUGUUUGCCGGCAAGCGUCAAGUGCGCGACCGCAGUGUUGACUCUGCACGGUCUGGCGGGAGCAACAGCGCACGGCGUGUAGCAUUUGCUUCGAAGGUCAUCGAUGAGAAGACUCCAUCACCAGCAGUAGCUAAGACCGAGCCAGCGCCUACGACCCCGUCGGCCGUCGAUUCUCUCCGCAGUCUGGGCAACAGCUUCAACCCUCUGAACACGUUCAGGAGCGUGAACGUACUCCCGCGUUUUGGCCGUGCCGUCAGCAGCGCAAGCUCACCGACACCGCCAUCGCCUACACCUGAACAGAACAAGACCCCGCCAGUGACCAUCCUGGAACCCCUCAGCCGCACAGCAACGACUGAAGUGGCGCCCGUCGACGAGAAAGGAGCGAGGGCAAUCGCAGCAUUAGAGCAGAUGAGGAAAACAGCGCCACCGCUCAAAAAAUUCCGGGACGCCAAAGAUGCGCAAGACCUCAAGCUGAAGGAGGUCGAUGAGCUUUUGAAAGAUUACCAACGGCUUGUCGCAGCGAUGUCAACGGCGAUCCAACAACUGUAGAUUUUAGCGCAGCAUUAGUUGUACAUACAUGGAGCGAGAGCGUUAGUAGAUCAGGCGCCGGACAUUUUGUAGACCCGCACAUAUCGAGUUCCUAGACAUUUA
Didymella exigua CBS 183.55 is the source of this 2582-nucleotide messenger RNA. RefSeq lists its product as uncharacterized. The transcript has 2 exons. Gene Ontology annotation, cellular component: cytosol; endocytic vesicle. NCBI's taxonomy places the organism in Eukaryota, Fungi, Ascomycota, Dothideomycetes, Pleosporales, Didymellaceae. The record is from RefSeq and is a predicted model, not a curated record. The coding region runs from base 270 to 2480 and encodes 736 amino acids. Gene Ontology annotation, biological process: vesicle-mediated transport. Gene Ontology annotation, molecular function: guanyl-nucleotide exchange factor activity; small GTPase binding.